Messenger RNA from Pedinophyceae sp. YPF-701, 1335 nucleotides. NCBI's taxonomy places the organism in Eukaryota, Viridiplantae, Chlorophyta, Pedinophyceae. The record is from the annotation of a GenBank genome assembly.
AUGGAUACACAAAUAGCGGAGGCAGUGAGCUACCUGCAGGCCGUCCGGUCCACGGACGGCCUGUCGGUCUUCGACCACCUCUCGGGGCUCGUGAAGAAGAUCCUCGAGGAGAAGCCCAUGGAGGCCGUCGACAUGCUCGAGGCCUCCAUGCUCACCCGCAAGGCCAACAACCACCCCGACCAGACGGACGACCUCCUCCCCGCCGCGCCCAACGAGGAGGAGCGCGCUCGCGCGAAGGCGGAGCGUUCGCUCUACCGGUCAGCAGAGGUUGGUAUCGACGAGGGCACGGGGGAGGCGGCGGACACGGAGCCGCCGAACGACUUCGAGUGCGAGGACGUGAUGCAGCACGCGCACAUGCUGGACCUCGUCGGGUGCGGCCUGAAUCGCACGGAGAUGUACGGCGUGAUGAUGGCGAUGCGGAAGCUGGGCGAGGACCCGAACAUCAAGGCGGCGACGGUGCGGUUCUUCGGGAAGAUUCUGGGCACGCACGCGGACUACUACGUGUUCGAGACGACGCUGAAGGAGGCGCCCGGCGGCGAGGACGAGGCGCUGGCGCCCGGGGAGGUGCCCGCGGAGAAGGGCGUCGGGACGAACGCGUACGUGUACUACGUGUGCAACCACCUCGGCGGCAAGUUCUCCAAGCUCCCGGACGUGACGCCUAAGCAGAUCAAGGCCGCGCGCACCAUCAAGAAGUUCGUCACCGGCAACCUCGCCGCACCCGUCAGCGCCUACCCGGUCUACCCGGGCAAGGAGGCCGAGUUCCUCCGCGCCCAGAUCGCGCGCAUCGCGCACACGACGGUGCUGUGCCCGAAGGACUUCUUCCUCGUGGACGAGGGCGAGAUGUCGCGCAACGAGGAGUACGAGGCCAAGACGUUCGACGACCUCCUGGCGAUGGAGAACUGGAGCCACCGGUACCCGCACGUGAAGAUGCAGGGGCGGUGCGAGGUGUGGCGGCCGGAGCCCGAGGGCGACGAGGAGGAGGAGGAGAAGGAGCCGACGGAGGAGGAGGCCGAGGAGGGCCCCGAGCAGCUGUCGACGGUCGAGGCGGACGGCGCGGUGCUCGGCGGCGCCGCGUGGACGCCCGUGCCGAGCAGCGGGCUGCCCGGCGUGAAGAACAAGAUCGUCGCGCUGCGGAGCAACCUCUGGCCCGGCGCCGUGUCCGUCUCCAACGGCAACCAGUUCUGCAACGUCUAUGUUGGGCACGGGCUGAAGAAUGAGGUGUUCACGCCGAUGCCGCCGCCGGCCGUGGCGCUCGAGUACGACCAGAAGCUCAUGGAGAGCACGGACCUGCCGCCCAAGGUCGAGGACAAGCCCGAGGGGGAGGAGGAGGAGUGA